AUGGAGGCUUUAUCGGAUUUCAGUAGGUUAAAUUGCUUGGCCAAGGCACUCUACGACAAUAUAGCAGAAGCACCAGACGAGAUAGCUUUCCGGAAGGGAGAUGUCUUGACGGUUUUGGAACAGAACACCCAGGGCUUGGAGGGAUGGUGGUUAUGUUCGCUGCGAGGGCGACAGGGCAUCGCUCCAGGGAAUCGCCUACGCCUUCUCCCUGGUAUGUACGACCCCUCCGGCAUGGGCUUCGCGGGAGGUGUUGCUGCUAUAUCGGGAGAGGCACCCAUCGUAGCAGGAACGUAUCCAGGACCAGGUGUAAGACACGCUAGGCGGCGUAGCUGGCACGUGAACCCCAACAAAGUGGUUAUGCCACAAAAAGUGGGCGACGUAUACCUGUAUGAUGUGCCAGUGGGAACGAGAAUAACAGAGGAAUAUGACGUACCUCCUACGCGAUAUGGUGCUUCGUUGAACCAUUCUCUCCCCUACGACAUUCCUCCAGGUUCACAAGCUGGCAGUUACGAUACACCUCCUAGUCCUCGAGCAGUUCUUAUACAAUCAACUUACGAUGAACCAAGAUCCAAUGCCCCUGUCAAUGUGGACAUUGAUGUUUACGACGAACCGCAAGUCUCGUACUCCGUGAAAAAGACGUACGACACCCAUGGAUCGGGAAAAGUUCAUGAUUAUGACCUUCCGAACUCUGAGGACUGUAUUGAUUAUGCUGGGAAGGCUACGUCAAAGGGCGAAUACGAUAUCCCUUUGUGUCCGACUAACAAGACUUCAGCCGUGGAGUUAUACAACGUACCUCCAUCAAGUCGGUCAAGUGGAGUCUCGUUGCUUUCAACAAGUUCGUCCUCACAAUUAUCUCCCACUAGUAGUCAUUCCAGCCUGAAUGCAUCGCUUUCUUUGUCCAGUUUGUGUGGGUCGAACCGCUCCAGUAUCGAACCUCAAACUAAUGACUUGUACGACAUUCCCCAAAGUGAACCUCGUCGAGUGGAGGAAAUUACUGCUGGGUAUUCUCCUGCCAAGAAUGUGGCUAACACAACCUGGCCUUUACGUUCUCAGCCAAAUUUGUAUGAUGUUGCUCCUAGUCCCCAGGCUCUCCAAACGUAUGACUUGCCCCCCACACCCAGGCCCACACAAAAACCACAUUUAGAAGAACCCUAUGAUGUCCCUCCCCAAGUCACUCGAGACAUUAGCCCUUGCAUUUCUAAGACACCUAGUGAUGAAGUGGAUACUGGGCAGAGGCUGUCGACUACAAGUACAGAAUCCGUGCUACCACCACUCGAGGGCAAAGAGCUCCCCUUGGCGUUGGAUGCUGCCAUGGAGUUGUUAAUGAAUCGACAUCAAGAUGUCCAGGCAACGAUUAAUAAACUCUUUGGUUUUUUCAGCAGCUCUUGUAGGAAGCGACAGAAAUUGGAGGAGAAGCUUUACGACAUUCAAGUCACUUGUCAAAAACUCCGUACCGCACUAAGUGAAUUCGUAGACUUUACUUACGGCGCGUUAGCCAACUCAACUCAUGCUUCAGACAAGACCUUAAGCUAUAAGCUAUUCAAACUUAUCAAACCGUUAGUAGACUCGAACAAAAUUGUAGAAGCCACCACUCAGUCGCUUGAUGAGAAAGGGUGGCUGAUCAUUGGUCUGAUUUCAGAGGAGCCCGGAACACCCGAUGAGCUAGAUCAGCUUGUGGCUUGUGCUCGGGGACUUGUAGAAGACGUACGAUUAGUUUCAUCGUUUAUCCAGGGAAACUCUUCUCUGAUCUUCAAACGCUCUACUUUACUGCUAACCGAUAAGUCUUCCUCCGCUCUCGAGACAGAUGGACCAGGUAGCCAGCAGGCUGGCAUCUUGACUAAGGGCUAUCGCCUUCAGGAAAGGCCCCUUCCUUCCCCACCCGUGCAAAUUACAAAGAUCGACGAUGAACUCCCUCUCGAGGGGAAAGAGUGGAUGAACGAUUAUGAUUAUGUGAGUUUAGAAUCAAAAGAAACUGUCAAAAAAGAAAAUGACGAGAUCAAAGCAGCCUUGCCUUCUGAACUUAGAAAAUCUUUCGAGAAUUUAGUGAAACAGUCUGAAGUUCAAGUUAAAGAAGAUUACAAAUCUUUUUACAUAGAGAAUUCCUCCAAGGACAAGUUUCAUCGUUUAGACCCUAAUGAUCGUCAGCUUAUCCACUUUUACUCGGCGCAAGUGGAGACACACAUGCUUCACCUUACCAAUGCUAUUGAUGCCUUCCUUACGACAGUAAAGAACAAUCAACCACCCAAAAUAUUUAUAGGUCACAGUAAGUUUGUAGUAAUAGGAGCACACAAAAUGGUCUACAUAGGUGAUACAUUAAACCGUAAUGUUUCCAACCCCGAAUUAAAAACCCAGGUAAUGGAGCGAUCUAAUACCUUGUGUGAAUCCUUAAAAACUUUGGUAUCAAACACGAAAAAGGCAGCUGUUCAGUUCCCUUCUGUAAUAGCAGUUCAGGAAAUGAUAGACAGUGUGGUUGACGUGUCCCACGUGGCCAAAGCUCUGCAACUUUCCAUCACCCAGGCUGCUUCACCCAUGUAGAUCACCUGCUAAGCCUAUUUCCAACGGUUACUGCCACGUGCACUUGUAAAUAACUUAUUUAAAAAAUAGUUUGGGCAGAAACUGAUGAAUUCAAUAACAUAUUACGAUACGUUUAGGCUUUUUUUCUAGUAUUAGCAUUCAAUUCCUCUGCCUUUUUAUAAAUAGUAUUGUAUACGUACUUUCCACAUUCACUGUAGCCAAAAUUUGAAAGAAACUUAACUACGCUUUGAGAGAACCAGUAUCACAUUUUGACUCAGUAAUUGGAUAAGAUCAUUCGUGUAAACAUUCUAGUUCCUGUUGUUUUACUUUUUUUUGCAGGAAGGGUCGGGUCGUUCUACAACAACCUUGUUUUUACAUUCUUUAAGAGAAAGUAAUAUGAAACUUGUUAUUUUUAAAUUUUGAUGCAGACUGUUUAGUUAAAUCUAAAGUCCGAUCAUAUUUUAUUUCUUCUUUGAGCGAAUAAUUUUUUUUUCAUUUAUUUGAAACUGUUUCUUUUAAAGUGGUUUGUACAAUAGCUGGAAUUUGUUUAAAAAAUACUUUAUCGUUAAUGAAGAAACUGAUUUUGGUAUUAAAGUUGUGCCUAAAAUGAAGCUAUUUUAGAUGUUUGAGUAAAAAAAAGGUGUUAUAUUGAAUUGUGAUGACAAUAUUAAUUAACGGGCUUGGAAUUGCGAUGUUUAAAAAUGGCUUUAAGAUUCUGUGUUAAUGAUCUCAAAAUGGUCUUGCUGUACGUUAUUGAGUUUUUAAACUAGUUAGUAUUACGUACAAGUCAAAUGUAGUACAGAGAUAGUAAAAACAGAUUACGUACAAUCACACAGUGUCCUCUUCUCCCGUCAGGAUCAAAACGUUUUGUAUUGAGUUUAUACAUCACAGUUUGAAUAGUUUCACAGGUCUGUUCAUCUCAAUGUUCUUUAAGUGAAAACAUAAACUUGUUCUAUUUUUAUUUUUAACGAUUUCGUCUCUUGUCACGUGAUACAUCAGUAUUUGUAAAACGUUAAUUAUACAGCGCUUGCAUUUUCUCGUAUAACAUUUGUUGACUGUUGGUAGCUAAAACAACGAAUUCCGGCUGUUACUGAGAGUAACCUUUUCACAAGAAUAUACGUUUUCAUUGAAUUAGACACUUCAUUAAACCCAUUUUUCGUUUCGAUAAAAAAAUUAUGCUACAUAAUGACAAAAUAUUAGUUUCAUUUUCGGAAAGCAAAACGCCUGCUUUUUUUUUUUUUUUGCUAUGGCUCUAAAUAACAUUCGUAACUUCCUUUUUUCAGUUAUGCUUAUUUAUAAACUGUACUUGUGGCUUUUGUAUAAUUAUAUUUUUAUGAACAAUGUCAGUCCAGUAUUAUUGUUUACCCUGACAGCCAUGCGAUUAUCAAUGUUGUGUUGAAUCCAGAUUAUUGUCGAACCAACAAUGCAAGAAAUAUAUUUUCUUUUGACGAGGCUUCUGUAAUUAAAACUUUCACAAUUUUCAAUCACAUUAUUUUGAAACCCUAAUUAGUAUAAUAAAUCUAGUUGUUUAAACAUUUGGAAACACUUUUCAACAUUGAUCGGUAUUAUAUAAUGUUUCGAUCAGGUCUGGGGUGACCCCCAGAAACAAUGAGUUAAUAAUGUAUAACAAUCACCCAAAAAAUUCGUAAGCCUUUCACUCUCGUCAUUUUGCCCCCCAGUGGCACAGCGGUAUGUCUGCGGAAUUACAACGCUAGCAACCGGGUUUUGAUACCCGUGGUGGGCAG
Molecule: messenger RNA, 4259 nt
Organism: Limulus polyphemus (Atlantic horseshoe crab)
Lineage: Eukaryota; Metazoa; Arthropoda; Merostomata; Xiphosura; Limulidae
Product: breast cancer anti-estrogen resistance protein 1-like
Exons: 4
Coding region: 1-2535 (844 amino acids)
Biological process (GO): cell surface receptor protein tyrosine kinase signaling pathway; cell migration
Cellular component (GO): plasma membrane; cytoplasm
Molecular function (GO): protein binding
Source: RefSeq, a predicted model, not a curated record